GCAACGCUCGAGAGAAGCGGAUGAGACGCUGGACACUGACAGGGUGCCAGUCACAUUGGGAUCGCCAUGGGACGAGCGGUGCCUGCUGCUGCUGAGACCGACGCGUGUAGCAAGAGGUCAAGUCAUGCCGUUCGGGAGGACGGAUGGAUGGACCGGCUGCCCAGUAUUCCGGCGGGGCUGAGGUUACCGCAGGCACUCGCCAGUCGCACCACAGUGCUGCUGGUCACACUGCUGGCCGGCUGCAUGCUGCUGCUGUACUCGGCCGGCUCCGGACACAUGAGUCCGGCCGCGCUGGGCCAGCACUACAACAGGAUCCGCGGCGUCGCGCACAGUCGGCUCCGCAGCCUGCUGGACAGCAGCGCCGGCAGUGAGCCGCUCAGCGCCGUCUACUGCUCGCAGGCGUGUCCGUGCGCCUGCCGGCCGUGGCGCGGGCCGGAGGACGGCGAUCCUCCAGAGCCGACCGUCUCCAACUGCGGGCAUACGGCCGACCGGCGCGGCGCGGGACAGAACGUGCUGGCCUACACCUUCUUCGGCGACAAUGUAACCGCCUACUUAAGCGGUAUCGAGCGGAACGCGAUGCGUGCGCUUUUGUUUUACCCCGGCUGGACAAUGCGCGUUUUUCACGACGGCAAAGCUAGCUCCUCAGAAUGGAACAAUACAGCCUGCGAAAUUAUUUGCAAGUUUCGCAACGUAGACUUUUGUGACGUGCGUCAUCUGCCCGGUCUGGGAGAUAUCAGCAACCAGUUUGGCGGCGUCUGGCGAUUUGCCGUCAUCGCAGACGAGUCUGUCGAACGGUUUGUGGUGCGAGACCUCGACUCUAUACUGACGCAGAGAGAACGCGACGCAGUCAACGAAUGGCUUGAGUCCAACAAAACGUUCCACGUCAUGCGGGAUCACCCGUUUCAUGGAGAUGAGAUUCUGGCCGGCAUGUGGGGUGGAUGGAACCGCUACAACGACAAGUACCGCCGACUUCGUCAGCAGAUGAUCGGGUCAAUUCGCCCCACCAGAAAGUUCAACUGGGACCAGACCCUUCUGAGAGACGUCCUGUGGCCCGAGAUGGUCCGAACUGGCGACCUCAUGUCGCACGACAGCUACCAGUGCCAGAAUUUUCCAUUCACACAGCCGUUCCCGACGCAGCGUUACAACAUGACCGAGUUUGUCGGCUCGCAGUACACCAGGACGACGAUCAGUGUGCAGAAGGAAUGCCCCUUGGCCUGCAGGCCUCCGUCGCAUAUGCACUGGUUGUACUGCUGAAACAACAAAAUGGAUUUCUCCAUUCCUCCGCAACCCAUGACAUUUUUUUAUAGGCAUUAGCCGUUUUCACGACGGCCAUCUGGUACACAUUUGGUGCACAUCUGAUACAGAUCAGGUGCAGAUUUGGUCAAAUCAGGUUCAGUGUGUCUCUUAGUAGCUAUCAGCUAGGGUUGCACUAAUUGCUUAUAUGCCUCCUUUGUCAUAUUACCAGACAGUAUCAUCAAUUAAAACACUGAAAUAAAUUCAUAAAAUAAAGAUAAUUGCUGUAAAAGAGAUAAGUGCAGAUCUGGUCAAAUCAGGUGCACUCGCCGGAUAGCCCGUCGUGAAAACGGCUACUAUCAGCCAGCAAUGGAAAUUAAGUCGCAUUUAUAAACGCACGUGCCGAUUUUUUCCAACUUCAUGUGCUUAAAGUCCAAGAUUUGGCAAACCUCAUGAGCACUGUAAUGAGUUGUUGGAAACUUGCCCGCCUGCCCUCCGAGAUGGUCGACAUGACCAUCAGCCACCUGCAGACUGUGCUACUGCUGGAGCUGAUCCGCCGGAAGGGCGCUCACAUUGAGCAUCUGCUUUGAGGAGCUGCCGCGACUGACCAGAGGGUGUACAUGCCAUGUGGCACCUGCCGUCUGUUUUGCCAUGUUUUACUGAGUACAAGUAUAUGCCAUUUUCAAA
This is a messenger RNA of Amphibalanus amphitrite, 1920 nucleotides long. RefSeq lists its product as uncharacterized. The transcript has 5 exons. The record is from RefSeq and is a predicted model, not a curated record. The coding region runs from base 67 to 1254 and encodes 395 amino acids. Lineage: Eukaryota; Metazoa; Arthropoda; Thecostraca; Balanomorpha; Balanidae.